Olea europaea var. sylvestris is the source of this 2283-nucleotide messenger RNA. Its product is annotated as protein REVEILLE 7-like. NCBI's taxonomy places the organism in Eukaryota, Viridiplantae, Streptophyta, Magnoliopsida, Lamiales, Oleaceae. The transcript is spliced from 6 exons. The record is from RefSeq and is a predicted model, not a curated record. Gene Ontology annotation, molecular function: DNA binding. The coding region runs from base 555 to 1982 and encodes 475 amino acids.
UCUUUCAAUUUAGUCCCUCUGUUUGUGGAGUAUUUAUUUUCUCUUUUGCUUUACAGUUUCUAUAUUUUUUGGUAGCCGAAUAAAAUCUAUCUCCUACUCCGUCAAUUGCUGUUCACUCGCUUUUUUAUUGGAUUUGAUUUUCUUUUUUGCUUUGGGAAAUCAAGGCCCUUUCCUUCUGUUUUUAUCUAGCAUAUUCCAAUCACUGGUUUCAGAUAAAGAUCGAGGCUUUGAGAUGUUUUUGUUCAUUUUUCACUUCCUUUCCUGUGCCGGAACAAUCCCUUUUCUUGGAUCCCAAUUUCAACAGCUGCUCUGUGUAAUUUCUCACGAAAAUUUUCUUUGCUAAUCUGAUUCAGCAGUUUAUUCAUUUUUCUCUGAAAUUGUAAUUUUUCUGAGCUUAGUUCAUGGGGAAAUAUGGUGCUUGUGAUCGGAAAGCCUGAUAUUUCUGGGAUUUGGAGGCGUUCCCUGGUAAUUAGAUUUUAAGAAAAAGAUAUUUAGAAGGAUUUUCAUUCAGCGACGCUAUUUUAAGAAUUGCAGAAAGACGAUUUCAAGAAUUGAUGGUUUCUGCUGCUAUGGAUACACAGGGUCAAAGUGAAGGAACUGGAUCAGAUAUUAUUCUGCCUACAAGCAAACGAACUUCUCUAAAAGUUGGUAUACCUUCUACUAAGGGUAUCUUGUUGAGAGAGCAGUUGACUCCUGAGGCUGAGGGUGACUUUCCUUCAAAGGUCAGGAAGCCAUAUACAAUCACGAAACAAAGAGAGAGAUGGACAGAAGAAGAGCAUAAAAAGUUUCUUGAGGCAUUAAAACUUUAUGGUCGGGCAUGGAGAAAAAUAGAAGGGCAUGUGGGCACAAAAACUGCAGUGCAAAUUCGAAGCCACGCGCAAAAGUUUUUCUCAAAGGUUGUUCGUGAUUCUAAUAGUGGUGAUGGCAGCUCUGUGAAACCAAUUGAAAUUCCCCCACCUAGGCCCAAAAAGAAGCCAAUGCACCCCUAUCCUCGUAAGCAGGUUUCUUUGGACAAAACUGCAAUCUCUGCACUUGAGAGACCGUUAAGUUCUGUAUCUCCCAAUCUGCCCAUCUCAGGGCAGGAAAACCAAUCUCCGACAUCAGUAUUGUCUGCAAUUGGUUCAGAUGAUACAACUGAUUCUGAUAUGCCUAAUGAAAGCCCAUCACCUGUUUCAUCUGCUGCUGUCGAUAGCGGUGCUGUUUUUUGUUCUGAAAUAGCUAGCUUGUCGUCAGAAGAAUACAAAUCUUCUCCUGGUCGAGAUGAUAUUCGUUCAAGUCCGGAUGAACAAGCUCCUCCGAAAUUGGAGCUGCAAUAUGAAGAUAAUGCUUUGGUUAAGGAAGAAUCAAAUGAAUCAGGCACAAAUUGUUUGAAGCUGUUUGGCAAGACAUUACUCGUUACUGAUCAUCAGGGACCAUCUUAUCCUACUCAAACUUGCAAAAUGCAGGCACUAGACAGAACAGAUGGGACAUGCUUACAGACACUGCCAUGGACUCUUGGGCUUCUAAGUUCUUCGUCGAUUCAUUCUGAAUGUAAUUGGAGUGGCUUUUCUCGGAGAUUACCUGAACCAUUCCAUUACACAGAGUCAACAGACAAUGAAUCAAACAAUGUAGACGCUUGUCCGGUCAAUCUUCAAUGUCCAUCCCUUUUUGGCUAUGAGCAGCUCUCACCUUUGCAUGUCCGUAGUCCAAUUCCAAUCAAGGCUCGUCCAUCGUGUGAUAGGAAAGAAGAGGAGAAAGAGGAUCGAAAGGAUGGAUUCUUAAUAGGUUCAAACAUGGAUAUAGGUUGUAUUCUUUCCAUCGAAAGGGAAAGAAAGGAAGCAGGAUCAGUUUCAUCCAGGUUAAGUGAGAAAGCUAGAACAAAAGCAAUGAGCUGCAAGGGCUUUGUGCCAUAUAAGAGAUGUUUAGCUGAGAGGGAUCUUGCUGCGUCGACUAUGGUAACCAGUGAGGAGAGGGAGGAGCAGAGAAUCCGCCUUUGCUUGUAGUUUAUAGAGAUUUCUUUGCAGCAGACUGGGCAAGGAGCCUGGAAUGAUUUCAGUGGCUGAACAAGAAGCUGGGGGUGCCGAAGUGAAGAGCCUAUCCUAGGUUGAAGAAUUUUUGUCCCCACACCCCCCCUCCCCCCUUCCCUCUCCUCUUUAUGUUCUUCUUCCCACAUGGGUUGGAAUGUAUUUCUGGUAUAUUUUGUAAAUUUUAUGUUCAUUUUACAGUUCAUUUUUAGGUUCAGCUCUAUAAUUUCCCUUUUCAUAACUGCGAAGCAUUUGAUCUAAUAGUUCAGUAAUUCUUGUA